Messenger RNA from Nyctereutes procyonoides (raccoon dog), 3357 nucleotides. RefSeq names its product IKBKB interacting protein (gene IKBIP). Bases 329 to 1456 code for a protein of 375 amino acids. The transcript has 3 exons. The record is from RefSeq and is a predicted model, not a curated record. NCBI's taxonomy places the organism in Eukaryota, Metazoa, Chordata, Mammalia, Carnivora, Canidae.
CGGAGGACCGUGGGCCGAGGACCCGGCGGCAGCGCGCUCCGAGUGGCGCGCGCGCGCCCCCUCCCCGCGCCCUCGCUGCCCGGCGGGCGGCCCCGCGGUCCUCGGGUGUGCGGCGUUCAGGGACAGAAGGACUGCGUCCCGGUGCGGCGGCCUGAGGAACUAGAGGGCGGGCGGCCGGGGGACGCUGUGAAGCGGCGAGGACGGCGGGGAGAAGAGCCGGCAAGCUUGUGGGCGGCGCCGGUCCCGGCGGGGGCGCGGUCAGGGCCGAGGCGGCCACGUCCCGACGCCCGGGGGUGGAGAGGCUGCCUGGGACCUCGGCGGUGCAGACAUGUCGGAGGUGAAGAGCCGGAAGAAGUCGGGACCCAAGGGAGCCCCCUCGGAGCCGGGGACGCGGAGCGAGGGCGGGAAGAGCCCCGAGGCCCGGGGCGGCGGCGGGGGCUGGGCGGAUCCGCGGACCGGCGUGAGCCUGCUGUCGCUGGGGACCUGCCUGGGCCUGGCCUGGUUUGUAUUUCAGCAGUCAGAGAAGUUUACAAAGGUGGAAAGCCAAUACCAAUUACUGAAAAUAGAAACCAACAAGUUCCAAGGACUUCAAAGUAAAAUCAGUUUCAUUUCAGAAAAGCUUGAGUCUACCGAAAAUAUCCUGCAGGAAGCUACAUCAUCCAUGUCUUUGGUGACCCAGUUUGAGCAGGAAGUAUCCAGCCUCCAAAGUAUCAUGCAUGACAUCCAAAAUAGUGAAGAGUUGCUCACCCAAAAGAUGCAAAGCCUUAAUGAGAAAUUCCAGAAUGUUUCAGAUUUCUGGAAAAGAAGCCUAGAAGAAAUGAAUGUUAAUACAGACCUUUUCAAAUCAGAAUCAAAACACAUACAUUCUCAAGUUACUGUCCAGAUUAACUCAGCUGAACAAGAAAUAAAACUGCUCACUGAAAGGCUAAAAGAUCUGGAAGACAGCACACUAAGAAAUAUUAGAACAGUAAAAAGACAAGAAGAAGAGGAUCUUCUACGAGUAGAGGAGCAGCUUGGCUCUGGUACAAAAGCAAUUGAAAAGCUAGAAGAGGAACAGCACGCUCUCUUUGCCAGAGAUGAAGACCUGACUAAUAAACUUUCCAACUAUGAACCCAAAGUUGAAGAAUGCAAGACACAUUUGCCAACAAUUGAAAGUGCUAUUCGCUCUGUUCUCAGAGUCUCUCAGGAUCUGAUAGGGACAGAAAAAAAGAUGGAAGACUUAACUACUCAGAUGUUCAAUAUGGAAGACGAUAUGCUGAAAGCAGUAUCUGAAAUAAUGGAGAUGCAGAAAACCCUUGAAGGAAUUCAGUAUGAUAAUAGCAUAUUAAAGAUGCAAAAUGAACUGGAUGUUCUAAAAGGGAAGCUUCAUGAUUUUAUGGUAUAUUCAAGUACAAGAGAAAAGGGAACUUUAGAGGAAUAUGAUGUAGAAAAUAAAGGAAUUCAUAAUGACUUUUAAUGCACUACAUUUAUUCUGAUCACCAUAUUGUUACACAUAAAUUUAUUAGUUCCAUGCUUUUGUGUUACUUUGACAUGCCUUAUUUUAUCCUACAUUACUGGCAAAUACGUGACAUAUCCACACACAUGGAUUAUCCAGAGAAUCAAAGCUUAUCUAAGCAAUAAAAUUUUCAUUUUAGCCAUUUUAAAUAGAAAUAUUUCCAAAAUAUAUCUCCACCUCCUUAAAGCAAUAUUCUUAAUUUUUUAAUGUUUUCCUAAUAAUGUACAUUAUUAUGAAUUUCACCUAUUAUAUUGGACCCAAAUAUAUUAACAUCUCUUGAAGCUAUUGAGGAGUUUCCCUUCUUACUGACCCUAGUUUGCUAUUUUUUCAAACCUUAUGUCUAUAUCUUAUACCUUUUCUGUCACCUAAAGAUGAGACCCAUUGGCCUGCUGUUACUGUCAGGUUGGUUGGUAGGUGAUGUGGCUGCCUAACCAGUUCUACAUUUCCUUUGUAAUUUACUGCAGACUAAGAUCCGGACCACCAAGUUCAUAGGAAUUUUGUCUAAAAAGAAAAAUAAAAUGCCCAAAGGAGAACUUGAGGUGCUUUGCUAUGAGUCAAUAUGUAUGUUUUGAAAACUAUGGAGCCUGGGGAACAUUUUUACUUUUCAUUAACGUUCUAAAAGCAUACUAUUAUAAAUACUUGUAAGAAUUUUUAAAUAAGAGUAAAUAUGGAUGCGUCUGACCCUUGAUCUCAAGGUGACAAUUUGAGCCCCAUGUCAACCAUAGAUAUUUUUUUAAUUAAAAAAAGUAAAUAUGUUCUUAUUGAAAGUUUUACCUAUGAAUUAAGUGUGUAUGCUUUGAAGUAUGGACUUUUGGGAUAUCUUUGUAUACCUGGGCUUUUUUUUUUUUUUUAAGGUUCUAACUGCGUUACAGACUCUUUAGUUAGCUAGAUACAUAAUCUCUAGAUAAAGUAUUCUACCUACAAUAAAAAAAAAUACCAAUACACCUGUGGCCCAUUUUAAAGAGAAAAAGAGGGACACCUGGGUGGCGCAGCCAUUGAGCGUCUGUCUUUGACUCAGGGUCUGAUCCUGGAUACCUGAGAUCGAGUCCCACGUCGGGCUCCCUGCAUGGAGCCUGCUUCUCCCUUGCCUGUGGCUCUGCUUCUCUCACUGUGUCUUUCAUAAAUAAAUAAAAUCUUUAAAAAAAUUUUAAAAAAAAGAUGAAAAAUUUGAAAAUGACUUUUCAGCAUGAUGAAAAAUUAUAACUAUGGUAAUUAAAUGUAUGUCAUUGUUUUUAAAGAGUUCCCAAACUAAUCACCCAACCAAAUUUGUGAUUUUAUUUUACUCUAAAUCAUAUAAUGCAGUCACAGGGAAUAAUAUGUGGACAUACUGAGAUGUGAUUAAAGGGAGAUCUAGUCAGAUUUUUCCAAUAAUGAUAAUCAGAAAUGUGCAGGGUUGGGGAAGCACAUAAAACUUUUAUUGGUUACUAAUGCAUCAAGAGUGUCCAAAUCUGGUGUUGAAAACUGAGUCGACUGCAUAUGGAAGUACUGUUCUUGUGUCUUCUUGCCAGUAACCAACUGUAGUCCCAGUUUUAUAACGCAGUAUCAGUGGAAUUAAACACAAAGAACUUGAAAGCAAUCAAUUGCAAAAAGUAGUUGCGGUCAGGUAGUUUUAUUAUGUAAAUUUGCACAUUUUUGGAAAAAUCCCAAACAAGUUCUACUCUGGGGUUAGGAGGGCCUCUGGUAGAUAACCAUAAAAAUGAGCCUGAAAGAAUGCUACUAUUAAAAGAGUAUAUCAUUAAUUUCUGGAAUCUUAACAUUAAGUUCCUUCACCUCUGAACAUCCAAGUUCUUGUCUGUGUGCACUGACAAAAUUGUAUUUGUUUGCCUUUAUUUUAAUGCUAAUAAAAUAGAUUCUAAAGUUCA